Molecule: messenger RNA, 1503 nt
Organism: Rotaria sp. Silwood1
Lineage: Eukaryota; Metazoa; Rotifera; Eurotatoria; Philodinida; Philodinidae
Source: the annotation of a GenBank genome assembly
CAUGCUGAUAUAUUUGAAUUUUUGAAUGCAAGAAAAAAUAUAGGUGGUCAAGGAAAACAUGCAUGUGAUAUAUUUCCAGCAUUAUGGAUACCAGAUUUAUUUAUGCGUCGUGUUGAAGCUAAUCAUGAAUGGACAUUAAUGUGUCCACAUCAAUGUAAACAUUUACAAAAUGUUUGCGGAAAAGAAUUUGAUGAUUUAUAUACAAAAUAUGAACAAGAAGGUCUUGGACUUCGUACAAUAAAAGCACAAAUAUUAUGGUCUGCUAUUGUUAAUGCACAAAUUGAAAGUGGUACACCAUUUAUGUUAUAUAAAGAUCAUUGUAAUGCAAAAAGUAAUCAAAAACAUCUUGGUACAAUUCAUUGUUCAAAUUUACGUACAGAAAUUAUUGAAUAUACAUCACCAAAUGAAAUUGCUGUAUGUAAUUUAGCAUCAAUUGCAUUAAAUCGAUUUGUACGUUCAGAUCGAACAUUUGAUUUUGAUAAACUUGUUGAAGUAACAAGUGUUGUUGUACGAAAUUUAAAUAAAAUAAUCGAUCGAAAUUUUUAUCCAUUACAAGAAGCUAAAACAUCAAAUCUUCGUCAUCGUCCAAUUGGUAUUGGUGUUCAAGGUCUUGCUGAUACAUUUUAUUUAAUGCGUUUUCCAUUUGAAAGUAAACAAGCUCAACAACUUAAUCGUGAUAUAUUUGAAACAAUGUAUUAUGCUGCAUUAAAAUCGAGUUGUGAAAUAGCUAAAAUUCAAGGUCCAUAUGAAACAUAUGAAGGUUCACCUGUUAGUAAAGGUAUUCUUCAAUUUGAUAUGUGGAAUGUUAAACCUUCGGAUCGUUGGAAUUGGACGGAACUUCGUAAUGAAAUAGGAAAAUAUGGUAUUCGAAAUAGUUUAUUAUUAUCACUAAUGCGAAGAACAUCAACAGCUCAAAUUCUUGAUAAUAAUGAAUCUAUUGAACCAUAUACUAGUAAUUUAUAUGUACGACGUGUACUUUCUGAUGAAUUUGAAGUUGUUAAUAAUCAUUUAUUAAAAGAUUUAACUGAAUUAGGCUUAUGGAAUGCAGAUAUGAAAAAUCGUUUAAUGUAUGAAAAUGGUUCAAUUCAAAAUAUUGAAACUAUUCCGGAUAAUAUCAAAGCAUUAUAUAAAACAGUCUGGGAAAUUUCAGAAAAAGUUAUUAUUAAUAUGGCUGCUGAUCGUGGUGCUUUUAUUGAUCAAUCACAAUCAUUAAAUAUUCAUAUUGCUGAACCGACUAUGGAUAAAAUUUCAUCAAUGCAUUUUUAUGCUUGGAAAAAAGGUCUUAAAACAGGCAUGUAUUAUUUAUGUAGACGUCCAGCUGUUGAUCCAAUUAAAUUUACUGAUGAUAAAAGUCAUAUAGUAUCAACAGUAAAAACUGAUGGUGCAAUUGAAAAAGGAAGUGAUACACAAGAAGAAACAACUAAGACUGAAGAAGAAAAUCUUGCACGACAAAUAGAACUAUGCAAUAUGAUAGAUGAAUAUGAUGAUUAUCUUAUGUGUUGA